AUGAGAUCACAAGCCGGCACCAGCAGCAAGGCGAAGGGGAAGAGUGAAGACGCGACGCAACAAGCGGGGAAGCUGAUCUGUGCCGAUGCCAACCGCAUUGCAGCGCGAUCGCUUGAGGGCCUCGUCACCUUCCUCACCACCUACUUCCGCUACCUUCCCACCUCGGAAGCCCUGCGCUACCUGCGCCGGGCCAGGGCUGAUCUCCUCGUAGCCGUGCGCCUCAUCGAGGAGGAUCGUGACUCGGAAGCCUUCACCAUUGGCCACCCUACCACCAGAGUUGCUCUGACUUGUGCUGCCCUCUCUGCAAUGCGUCGCCACGUCACCGGAUCAGAUGAUCCCAAGGUCACCAGACUUGUGAAUAGCUCUCUCAUGCUGGCUUCCCGUCUGGACAAGGUCUCUCCCCUCCUGGCGAAACAAGGCCGCCUCUGCAGUUCCACUCUAAAUCAUCUUUCCGAAGUAUCUUUGGAAGGCAGCCAUGGGAUGGAAGACUCGGAUGGGAUCAUGCGUCAUGCCAUCUCAAGGUUUCCCUCCGGCAUAAAGAAGGCGCUGUACCCGUUUGAACUUGAACUAGCUCUGAUGAAGGUGCUUCUAGAUAGAAUCCAUGGGUUCUAUCUCAAGGCAAUUUCCUGCAUCCCAGCUUCUUGCUUGCGUUCGCGGCACCAUCGGGGCCUCCUCAAGGCUGCCCACUGCUAUGGUCAGUUUGAUCCUGUCACCAACAUCAUUCUCAACACCAUCUGGUAUGACAACGUAUUCCCCCCACACCAAGAGUUUGAGGUGGACAUGAUCUACGAUGAGGCCCUCACCCGCACUGAGUGCCGCUCCCUCGAUGGCCUCAUCACCUUUGUAACAAAACUAGUCCCUGCGCUCUCCACAUAUGAUGCUACACGAUACCUUCUUUUGGACAAUGUGGCACUUGACAGAGUCACCUCGAGGGCAAAGGAAGGUGGCUACGAAAUAUCUAACGAUCGACACGAUGCUUACAAGGUCGCUGCUCGUGCUGCAAAUCACCCCAACCCUAGAGCACUAGCAACCUUCACAUUGGGGUCCAUGGAACAUGGGUCAAAAUUGAAGUCAUUACUUGAGAAUAAUCGUACCCUCUCCCCUGAUGAUGUUAAGAUCAUCUCAACAUAUUUUUCACAGUAUCCAUGUAGCAAGCCAGGGCUGGUUCAGAAACUGACCAAGCACGCCUCCCAGAUUGUCUCUGCCAAAAGGAAGGAUUUUGAGGCUCACCAGAGUUCGAUUUGCAGCUGCGCUCAAGCCGCGUUAAGGAAACAUGCACAAGAUACGGCAAGUUCAUCAUAUGUUUUUUGUUUCUCUGCUGUUCUUGCAUUCUUUGAACCUUGUCUGGGAGAGGAGUAUGAGCUUUUUACAAUCUGCGGGGUGAAUGCUGAAAUACCCUCGAAUGGCAACUUUGGUUACUAUGAGAACUACGAUGGAUACCCAUAUUCCCAUAUCAACAUCUGGGCAAGGCUGAAAGGGUCACAACUUGCUGCUGUAGCUCCCACACUUCUUUUCAUUCAGUGUAGAAAUGACUCUGAAGACAUGAAGGACUCUCAAUUUCUGUGCUUGCCUGUGUCGGAGUCAUCAAAAGAUGCCGGUAUGCUUUCUGUAAGCUGUAUCCAGAUUAGCUUGCAUGAUUGUUCGUAG
Miscanthus lutarioriparius is the source of this 1647-nucleotide messenger RNA. The record is from the annotation of a GenBank genome assembly. Lineage: Eukaryota; Viridiplantae; Streptophyta; Magnoliopsida; Poales; Poaceae.